This is a messenger RNA of Ananas comosus (pineapple), 2201 nucleotides long. RefSeq lists its product as uncharacterized. Gene Ontology annotation, biological process: nuclear pore organization. The coding region runs from base 90 to 1673 and encodes 527 amino acids. Gene Ontology annotation, cellular component: nuclear pore transmembrane ring. The record is from RefSeq and is a predicted model, not a curated record. Lineage: Eukaryota; Viridiplantae; Streptophyta; Magnoliopsida; Poales; Bromeliaceae. The transcript has 4 exons. Gene Ontology annotation, molecular function: protein-macromolecule adaptor activity.
CACGGAUCCCCUAAAAAGGUCUCCCACAAAACCCCAAACCCUCUUCCUCUUCUUCUUCUUCUUCUUCCUCGUCGCGCGCAACACCGACCAUGUCGCCACCUCCUCUCUCCCCUCGCGACGUCGUCAAGAGGCGGUGGCUAGGGUUUCUGAUUUGGGAAUCGAUCGCCUCCACGGCGCUCUACCUCCUCUCCUCCCUCUUCCUCUCACGCCGCCCCUUCCCCCUCUCACUCCUCUCCUUCCUUUCCUUCCACCUCUCCCUCCUCCUCCUCUCCCUCUCCUUCUUCAUCCUCGCCUCCCCCCGCCCCGAGCCCUCCGCCUCCCUCGCCGAGCUCGCCAAAGCACCCUUCUUCGCCCCCCUAAGGGGCGAGUUGCGCCGCCGCGUGCGGCGGGCGCUGGACGUGGCGCUCUUCGCGUCCCUCUGCUGCGUCUCGGGGUUUUUGGCGGCGGCGGCGGCGUGCGGGGACGCGGACGAGCUCGUGGAUGCGCGGAGGCUGCUUGGGUUGGGGCUGCGGGGGUCGGUGUUCGGUUUGGUGUUUGGGAUCCAGUAUCUCUAUAGGAAAAGAUGGGUCUUGAGGUUCCCGAUCAUCCAGCGUCCUCUUUUUUACAGCUUUAAAAUGGGUCUUCCAUCGUCAAUCAAAAGAGCUGUGAAGCUAUCAAUUCGGGCUUUAUUUUGUUCGUUCAUAUUGAUGCUGUUUCUGCCGAAGGAGUUCAAGGGCAAGAGAACGAUAGGAAGGCAUAUCAUCCAGCAGAUCAAAUUUUUCAUCGGAACAUUUACUGUUUCUCUCUGUUGGGAAAUUAGUCAUCAUUUACUUCAGGUGGUACACACUAGGAGGUGCAUUUUUGCGCCGUUGCAAGGAUCAGCGGCUGCAGAAACAAAUCCUAGUAAAAUUCUCCUUGAAACAUUGGAACAGAGCAGUCCAAGAUCUCUUCUCCAGUAUCUUGCUUACCUAGAUUUGUGUAUGGUAUCUGAGAGUAACUUAGAACGUUGGCGCCGAGCUGCCUUUUUUGAGGAAACUGGUGAGACCUAUAGGAGAGUUGUAAAUGCAUGCUUGAGGCCUCUUGAACAGCUUGCUUCGAAGCUUGCGGAGGGUUUGGAGGGCUUUUAUGUUGACAAGGCUGAUUUCUUGUCUCAACAAUUAAACCCACCUUUGGAUAUUCACGUGCAGUCCAGGCUUUUUGAAACUUUCAACGACUUCCAGCUGUCCACAUGGUGUGCUAGAACUCUAGCAGCAUUGACAGCACGCUCACAUUGGGAGGAUUGCUAUGGAGUUGCUCAGCUCACUGGUAGUAAUGCCGAUGUAGUUUCAACAUUAUUGUCUUCCCUACUAGCUGUUGAGGCUUGCUUGGGUAAGAAAACAAAUCCACAGCCUGCGGGCUUUCUAGGCCCUGCAAGCAUCAGAUGGGCCACAGCUGGCACAGGGAGAAAAGAAAGUAUAACUGCUAUUGCAAGUAAGACAAGAGGGUUUGCUCUUCAGGGCAAUGCUUAUGCAAUGGCCGAUGUCCUCAGAACAUCAAUCUAUCAAGUAGUCUCUGCUUUCCAUGCUGAUAUGCAGGCAAAUUUAAAAGCAUCGGUUUUGGAGAAGAAUUGGAUUAGUGAGGGGAAACCUUUGUUUGGGACACGUCCCGUCCUUGUACAGAAGCUGUGCCUUUUUCUACAAUACAAUGCAGUUUGAACUAACUAAAUGGUUUUUUAACGCAUUAUCUUUCGACUUUUGGAUCAUUUGAAGCAAAUCUGGCUUGGAGGAAGUGUUUAAUGAUCGAAGGGGAAGGCUUUGUUGUAUCAUGGUUUUGGGUUCCUAGGAUGUCUGAAUAUACACUUCGAAGAGCAAGAAUAGAAAGAAGAUUAUGAGUAUUAGAACUCUAUAGAGUAGAACAGAGCACGAGGUAGGUCUUUGCACUGUGAAAGUAUGAUUUGAGAUGUUUAGUUUUUGGAGUCAGUGAUGGGACAAACAAUUUUUAAUGCUGCAGUUAUGUGCAAUAUUCUUAGUCGUAUGCGGUCAGAUUGAAGUGAGCUGUUGAUGCAAAACUUUGCAGUAUUGUAUUUUGAGCGUCCCAGAAUUUUGCGGGCUGCUGCAAUUUGAGUUCCCAAGGUGUUUUUCCUUGAUAUUGCAGUCCUUUUUCUCCCCCUCUUCUUCUUACUUUCACAGACAUGUAUAUGACUUUUAUUACAAAGAGAACUUAUAGUAGUGAUUCAAAUGCUU